AUGUCAGGUCCACUUGAUCGAUUCGCAAGACCAUGUUUCGAGGGAUUCUUGAGCAGUGAUGAGAAAAAGGAACGGAAGUCUGACUUUGAGAACUCUGAGGAUGAGAGGAGAACCAGGAUCGGUUCUUUGAAGAAGAAGGCCAUUAAUGCAUCCACCAAGUUCAAGCACUCUCUCAAGAAGAAGAGCGGGAGGAGAAAGAGUGAUGGCCGGGUGAGUUCUGUCUCCAUCGAGGAUGUCAGGGAUGUCGAGGAGUUACAGGCCGUUGAUGCGUUUCGACAUGCGUUGUUGAUUGACGAGCUGCUUCCUAGUAGGCAUGAUGACUAUCACAUGAUGUUGAGGUUCUUGAAGGCGAGGAAGUUUGACAUUGAGAAAGCAAAACAUAUGUGGUCUGAUAUGAUUCAGUGGAGGAAAGAGUUUGGCACUGACACUAUUCUUCAGGAUUUUGAUUUCGAAGAGAUUAACGAAGUUUUGAAGUAUUACCCACACGGUUAUCACGGUGUUGAUAAAGAAGGCAGGCCCAUUUACAUUGAAAGGCUGGGGAAAGUUGAUCCUAACAGACUCAUGCAAGUUACUAGCAUGGAUCGGUAUGUAAGAUAUCAUGUAAAGGAGUUUGAGAGGAGCUUUAUGAUCAAGUUUCCUUCUUGCACUAUUGCUGCAAAGAAACAUAUUGACUCCAACACAACUAUUCUAGAUGUUCAGGGAGUGGGAUUGAAAAACUUUACCAAGUCUGCUCGGGAGCUUAUCACACGAUUACAAAAGAUCGAUGGGGACAAUUAUCCUGAGACGCUCCACCAAAUGUUUAUCGUCAAUGCAGGGCCUGGAUUUAGGCUGCUCUGGAAUACUGUGAAGGGCUUUAUAGACCCCAAAACAUCUUCUAAAAUUCAUGUCCUUGGAUACAAGUACCAGACCAAAUUGCUUGAAGUGAUUGAUGUCAACGAGUUGCCUGAGUUCUUGGGAGGCGCAUGUACUUGCGCGGAUCAAGGUGGUUGCAUGCUUUCUGACAAGGGACCUUGGAAAAACCCAGAAAUUGUGAAGAUGGUGCUUCAUGGGGGAGCACAUAGGGCGAAGCAGGUGGUGAAAGUUUUGAACAGUGAGGGGAAAGUCAUUGCUUACGCAAAACCAUCAUAUCCAUGGAUAAAGGGCAGUGACACUUCCACUGCAGAGUCAGGAUCUGAUGCCGAAGAUAUCGGAUCUCCAAAGGCUAUAAAGAGUUUCUCUCAUCUCCGCUUGACACCUGUUCGUGAAGAGGCAAAGAUAGUGGGUGAAACAAGCUUGGCCGGUGGUCUUCUGGGCUAUGAUGAGUAUGUACCAAUGGUUGACAAAGCCGUUGAUGCAACCUGGAAUGUGAAACCCGCCAUCCAGAGAGUGGCCUCAAAAGGGGAUUUAAUGUCUCCCACCGUUCCAAAGGACCACCCUGAAGGCAUCCGAGCUCGAGUCCUUAUAAUGUUCAUAGCACUUGUGAUGACGAUUUUCACAUUCUUCCGCACAGUACCUUUCCGUGUGAUCAAGAAACUUCCUGCUUCCCAGCCACAAACCGAAGGAAACGCAACAGAACUCGGUACUAACGGUGAAGUAGUAGCAACAACUAAAGAGGAGUCUCGACCUCCUUCCCCUGUACCAAAUCUCACAGAAGCAGAGCUCCUAACUUCUGUGAUGAAGAAACUAACCGAGCUAGAGGGAAAAAUCGGGACGCUCCAAACAAAGCCUAAUGAGAUGCCAUACGAGAAAGAGGAACUACUAAACGCAGCUGUGUGCAGAGUAGACGCACUUGAAGCAGAGCUCAUAGCUACUAAGAAAGCUCUUUACGAAGCUCUGAUGAGACAAGAAGAGUUGCUUGCUUACAUUGACCGUCAAGAAGAAGCUCAAUUCCAGAAGAUGAAGAAGAAGAAGCAUCUCUUUUGCUUUUAG
Molecule: messenger RNA, 1908 nt
Organism: Eruca vesicaria subsp. sativa (arugula)
Lineage: Eukaryota; Viridiplantae; Streptophyta; Magnoliopsida; Brassicales; Brassicaceae
Source: the annotation of a GenBank genome assembly